AUGCCCCUCGACACAUCAACCUACAACCUAGCGCUCCUGCGCGUCGACGGCCGGCGCUGGAACGAGCUGCGCCGGUUGCACGGGCAAAUCCGCACGCAGGCCGCCGCUGACGGGAGCAGCUACCUCGAGAUGGGCAACACGAAGGUGAUGUGCAUUGUUACCGGGCCGAGCGAGGACAAGAGGAAGACUGGGGGUGGUUCAACGUCCUCAGCGAGCGUGGCCAGCGCGCCCAAUGCGGCCGAUGUCUCGGUUGGGGUCGUGGUCGCGGGUUUUAGUAGUGUGGAUCGGAAGAAGAGGAGUCGAAGUGACAAACGCAUCCAAGAACUCCAAGCUACCAUCUCCAAAGCCCUCGCCGGCAGCCUACACACACACCUCUUCCCGCGCAGCACCAUCUCCAUCUCCCUAAACGUGCUCUCCCAGGACGGCUCUCUCCUCGCAGCCCUCAUCAACGCUGCCGCCCUCGCCCUCGUCGACGCCGGAAUCCCCAUGACGGACUAUCUGGUGGCUUGCACCGCGGGUUCCACAUCCUCCUACGCCGCCAAUGAUGACGCGGCUGAUCCGCUGCUGGACCUGAAUACCCAGGAGGAGACGGAAUUGCCGGGUUUGACGGUGGCUACGGUGGGGGCCACGGACAAAAUUGCGGUUUUGGUGUGCGAGAGUCGAGUGCAGGUCGGACGGUUGGAGGGUAUGAUGGCGGUUGCGGCGGAUGGAUGCAAGCAGGUUAGGGAGAUCCUGGACGAGGUUGUGAGGCAGCAGGGGGCGAGGAUGAUUAAGGAGGGGACGGUAGCCAAGAGUGAGAAUGUUGGUGGCAUGGAUCUGGACUAG
Pseudomassariella vexata is the source of this 825-nucleotide messenger RNA. Its product is annotated as 3' exoribonuclease family, domain 1-domain-containing protein. NCBI's taxonomy places the organism in Eukaryota, Fungi, Ascomycota, Sordariomycetes, Amphisphaeriales, Pseudomassariaceae. Gene Ontology annotation, biological process: poly(A)-dependent snoRNA 3'-end processing; nuclear mRNA surveillance; U4 snRNA 3'-end processing. The record is from RefSeq and is a predicted model, not a curated record. The transcript has 2 exons. Gene Ontology annotation, cellular component: cytoplasmic exosome (RNase complex); nucleolus; nuclear exosome (RNase complex). Bases 1 to 825 code for a protein of 274 amino acids.